UACAUAUAAGCGUAAUCAAACUGGUGUAUGUUUCUAUGCUAUGACUAAGACGCAUCAGCCUGUUGGAAAAAAGUAUUUGAACGUUCUAUCCGAGUUACACGAUUCUGGUAGUCGUCUGAUAGGAUUACGACUACCGUUGAAAGAUUGACGGUCGAAUCCGUCAGCCGCUUUCUACGGCUCGGGAGUCGGGACGGACUUAGGAUUUUCUGCAAUUUUCUCCGCGGCCUUCGACGCUGUAGGCCGUGCACGUUCCGAGGCUCGAAAGCUCGGCAUUCAAUUCGAAUCGCGUACACUUGCGGUUGAUGAAAGCUUGAAUGAGUGGCACGUGGAUGCGAUGCGCGCGAGCACGGCGGUUUCGUUAGCGUCAGCGAUGCUAUUUUAAGCAUUUCUGGGAAUUAAAAUUAGUUGAACGAAGAAAUAGAUUCGUGAUAGAUAUAGUUUUUCGAGUUGGCUCACCCUCAACCGUAUACAUCUACAAUAAAUUAAAUGAUUAAAUGUAAUUCAAUGCUUUGACGAAAACAAUGAUCGUAUAUCAUCCUACAAUAUGAAGAUAGAUGACGAAAUAUAUACCAUGUCCCAAUUUUAAUACGCACACACAUUGGUUGUCAUCGUUAGUUCCAUUAAUUUAUCUCAAGUAUACUGUCACCAUUCUACUUCAGGACACAACUCGCUCGUUCCAAACACAAAAAAUGCGAAAACAUUGAAGAAUUUUGUAUUCUAUUCGAUUAAUAUGAUAAAAAUUUAAUCAGCAAUUGAGCGACGCGUGUCAACGAGCAACGAAGGAUGCCAAUGAGACGCAAUCUGCUGUCCUUGUUGACGCAAAGAGAAACGGCGUGACAGUGUAUACAUAUAGUAGACGCCUUGAGAGUGUCCCGCGGUGCCCCUCGAGUCUCCCCGUGUCCCGAAGACGGAUGCAGGGGAGAAGGGACGACUCUCGUGCUGUACACAACCACCACCGAUGCUGGAUCACGGGGGCGUCAAGAGAAGCGAGAGCAGGCGGUAGGCCAAGAGGGAAACGGGUGUAUCGGGGGAGUGAAGCUUAACGCAUGUGCACAGGGCGCUUCGCGUCGCGGCGCUCCGGUCCCGCCGGUCGGAGGCUGCGAAACCGAGCGGGCGGAAUUCGCGGAUCAGAGUCGUCGCAUCUCUCGCUUAAGAUAUACAUCACCGCGGCAUCGUCCGCGGUUUUCCAUGGGUAUCGGCGAGCCGAGAGCCGUCCCGACGCUGGCCGACACGCACCGAGCCCCGGUAACGACUGUCAAUCGCGGACGGGAUGCUACGCUCGGAGUACGCUCGGUGACGAAUGAUACCUCCCGAAAUUACGGUCUUUCGUGCGACACGACACACGUGCGGUACGCCUUCAAGUGCGACUACGAAUCCGGAGGACCUGCGCUGGCGAAUCAACGCGACGACGAAUCGGCACGACGAUCAACUUCCAGUUAACACAGACUCCGAAGGGUCGAUAUUUAUUUCCUUGGUACUCCCUCGAGAAAGCUUCCAGGAUCAUUGUGCUUUAGCGCGAGCUGAAUCAAAUUGUUAAACGACUAAAGGAAAGUGUGACAUCGUGAAAAGCUCCUCGCAGAUAGAAAUAUUCUCGUCUAUUGACCAUUCGUAUUACUUCAUAACUGAUCUCUUCAACGAUAAGAAAGAGCGAGGAAAUUAAUAAUUUGGAAAACAAAGUUCGUCCCAAAGAAGCCAAUUCCAGACUACGUUUCACACUGUAGAUCUUGGAAAUUAUAAAUCUUGUAAGUCAAUGUUAAGUUGCAGCUUAUUAAGUACAGUGCACUGUUCAUCGACCUCGCGCGAGCAUUAUCCUCGUUAUGUCUUGAAGAAGUCUAACCAGUAACUCAAGCUUUUGCCACAAACAAUUUCAUCCAGGUAAAGGAGUCAACUUGGACGAGGAUACUUUUGAAUGACCUGAUCCGCCUUAUGUUGCGCUAAGUCGGUUGCUCGCUUAUUUUUUAUUGUUAUUCAUCAGCAAGCCACUCCGUCAGCUCAUAAAUUAUUGCGAUUUAACAAUAUCUUCUUAAGACAAUCUGACUACGCACGGAAUCUCUCUCUCUCACUCUCACUCUCUCUCUCUCGAAGCAGUAUCAUUCGAAUCAAGCCGGAGUACCAAGUACCUUAAGCGUUCCAAGUAUUUUGUGCGACUGCUCCAGUUUGUAGGAUUGUGUGUGUGAAGGUAUCGCGAAGGCAAAGUGAGGAAAGGGUGAUGGUGAAUGGACUCACAUGGUUACUCUAUCCAAUAGACAGUGAGUCUGCUCGAAGGACACAUGGUUCGUCGACGGUGUUGGGUUUUUCUGAUCCCACGCAGUUUCCUGUCGUACCUGGCUCGGUGACUGUUGGCGAAUCUGUUCGCUCUUCGUGGACAAAGACUCCCGGGAAGGUGGUGUGUAAAAGGAAGUACCAGCCACGACGGGGCCCAGCGCCGGGGCGGAGACAAGGCCCCCGGUGCAGGGAAGAAGCGAAGCAGGGAAAGAAGUCGAGUUUAGCGUAGCAGCAACGGCCCUGAAACUACAGGGGAGAACAACUACCCCCUUGAACAGGGGGGAAGCUAGAAGGCGACCUCGCCGACGGAGGCGACGGAAAAAGAAGCGACGGAGGUGCGGCGUAAUUUCGAUUAUAGGGUGGAUAGAGGAACGAAACGGGUCUGGAGUGGCUUGGCGCUUUGAACGAAAGUGUCACACCGGGGAAGACGAAGGACUUUGAUUACUAUCUUCCGCUACCACCUUGUGUAUACGUGGUAUACUCUCUCCUCUUUUUUCACUUGCUAAUUAAAAAGGUUCUGUAGUGCUCCAGUUUAUAAUUUUACCCUCUUUUGGUAGUGAGCUCAGUGUGAUAAAAAGUCAAAUGAUGUACAUGUGAUCCAAAAUGAUGGUAAUUUGAUAUAUAUAUAUGUAUAUGUGUGUGUGCUUGUGCUGCUCAAGAGUGCGUGAGAUGACAAGGGUCGAGUGAAAAAAAAAAUUAUAAAAAAAGAUUGGCGAAGAAAUGCAAUGCCGAAGUGAUAAAUCUGUAUCUCUAUAAAGACGUGUGCCAGUGUGUCCACACAAGAAAAGUACAAAACAAAAUAAAUUUACGAAGAUAAAGGGAUAGAGAAAAGAAUCAUAGAUCAGCUGAAGAUAACCAAAGGAAAGUCAGUCAGCAACGUAGAGAAGUGACAUAAGCAGGUGGGACAGGUGGGACAGUAGCAUGAGUUCGUACUUCGCGAAUUCGUAUAUCCCGGACCUGCGAAAUGGCGGGGUGGAACACCCGCAUCAGCAUCAGCAGCACUACGGUGCGGCCGUACAGGUACCUCAGCAAACCCAAUCGGUCCAGCAACAGUCCCAGCAAGCCGGUGACCCAUGCGACCCAACUUUGUUACGUCAAGGAGUAUCCGCCCAUCAUUAUGGAACCGCGGGAGGUCAGCAAGAUAUGCCUUAUCCAAGGUUUCCUCCGUACAACCGGAUUGACAUGCGGAACGCGGCCUACUAUCAGCAUCAACAAGAACCCGGAAGUAUGGACGGCAUGGCCGGUUACAGAUCGACGUCUCCGAGCACCGGUAUGGGUCACAUGGGACACACUCCUACCCCCAAUGGACAUCCGUCCACUCCGAUCGUCUAUGCAAGUUGCAAACUUCAAGCGGCUGCUGUCGAUCAUCAAGGCAGCGUUCUCGACGGACCGGAUAGCCCUCCUCUCGUCGAAUCGCAGAUGCAUCACCAAAUGCACAGCCAGCAUCCGCAUAUACAGACGCAGCAGUCGCAGCAUCCGCAACCGCAGCAAUCGCAGCAUCAGCAUCUGCAGGCGCAGCAGCAACAUAUGAUGUACCAGCAGCAACAGCAAUCUCAAACUGCCUCGCAACAGGGACAAAGUGGAAUGCAUCCGCAACAACAGCAACAGGCUCAGCAGCAUCAAGGCGUCGUUGCAUCGUCGCUUAGUCAACAACAACAAGGCGCGCCGCAGGGUGCGGCGUCUGCGAACUUACCGAGCCCAUUGUAUCCUUGGAUGAGGAGCCAGUUUGAAAGGAAACGGGGUCGGCAGACCUACACGAGAUACCAAACGUUAGAGCUGGAGAAGGAAUUUCACUUCAAUCGAUAUCUUACUAGGCGGCGACGUAUCGAAAUCGCACACGCGCUAUGUCUGACAGAACGACAGAUAAAGAUCUGGUUUCAAAACAGACGGAUGAAGUGGAAGAAGGAGAACAAAACGAAAGGCGAGCCGGGUUCGGGCGAUGGCGACACUGAAAUCUCGCCGCAGACGUCGCCGCAGGGUUAAAAGAGCUCCGAGGAGUGGAACUUCCUUUCCACCUCUCUCAGGGUCGUUAAUACCUUGUUUCCAGCACUACCUCCUCCCCACCCAAACCCUAAUCCUCAUCGAUGACCUCCAAAUGAUCCCUCUAAGCAAUGACGCUUAUUUUGUCGUGUUAAUCAUGUUGCUUGUACCAAAAACGAAACAGAUAAUGAUUAAGGCGAGGAAGUUGUAGAAGGACCCGUAAUAGCGCUCGAUGACGAAUAGACGAUAAAAAGGAAACUUACGAUAAACUCAGAGACACAAAGGUGACAAGGAAGACGAAAGGAAAAGUAGCAAGAGAGACGAAGCAAAGACGCACAAACGAGUCAGCAGAAGAGGAUCUGCGGAAAUGCGCGUGAAUAAGGUGGAUCAAGGAUUAUUGAUCGAGAAGAGUAAAUGAAACUGGAUCACAUGCUAAUCAGAACCGCGUUAACCUCUAUUACGUUUAAUCGAUUAUUGUAUACUAAAGCCUAUAUAUGUAUAUAUAUAUAAAAAUAAACGUAUAUAUAUACAUACAUACAUACAUACAUACAUACUUACAUACAUAUGUAUAUAUAUAAAUAUAUAUACAUAUGGAUGAAGAGGUAUGUAGUUUAAUGUAAAAUCAUGGGAGCGAGUGACCGAUGACCGGUUGGUACUAAACGCAGAACAUGUAGGAGACGUGAUUCAGAAUGAUAGAGUAUUAAGAGUUAAAUUUGCCGAGAAACAAUGAUAUGCGCGAAUCUGACUGCGAGUGUGGUAGAAGAAAAGGUCGUAUCGAAAUCUUAGAAGAGCAUUUUAUUAUUUAUUCUCUUACAUCGUAAAGUAGAAUUGUAGGGCGAUUAGUAGAAUAGCUGUACGAAGAUGUCCAUCGCGUCUGUAUUUAGCGAUAGGUAAGCGGUUUAGUGUCCUUAGAGGAUUUGUUUAGAUAGAUUUUUUUCUCUAAUACCGCCGCGCGGUGGCUCUAACGAGGAUAUUUAUGAUUCGUGCCAAGUGUGAUCUUUGAGAAUGUGUUUUGAUAAAAUUCGAGAGAGGAUUACGGCGGGAUACAACAGGUGGACGGAAUGAGCGGAAGUGGAAGAGAAAAAUCAUCAAGUUUACGUCUUAUCCUGAGAACAGUGAUACAAGUGUGUGCAAAACUAAACGGAAGAUCAGUGAAUUUGAAUGUAUAAAUAUAAAAGGUCAUGGCAUUGUUUUUGAAAUGUUGUAUGCGGAAGAGGCGACCGUGAAUGGGACAGACUAGUGCUGAAUGAUAAAGUGAAUAUGAAAAAAAAAAGAAAUAAAACAGCGCCCCUCGGCGGAGCAGAGUCAAAUGGACUUGGCAUUUCUUCAUCAGCGUCAUCGCAAGGUUAGUCUUAUAAAGAUUGCUAAUGAUAUGCAAUUAUCGGUCAUGUUACUUUGUUUCUCGUUGAAUCAGCGUGCAUUUGAUAAGAACAGUAAGCUUUGAAAGCCAACGGAAUGUGUUUACAUUUUUAUGUGAUAUUGAUAGUGCAUAAAACUGUAGCUUAUCCGUUUACUGACCGAUAGUUGGACAAAUUUGUUCCUAUCACGCAUAUUGCUCAAAAUGACGAAUAUAUAAUGUACAUAAGCAGUUCUUUCCUAGAUGAAAAGCGUGUCCGCUUGAAAAAAGAUGUUCAAAUUACUAAGUUUUCGACAUUACUUUCAAUAAUUUAGAAAUGUAUUUGAGAAAUGCGUUUUAUAUUAUUAUCUAUUAUUUGAAUAAAGAAAUUUUUAGUUGGUAUUUGAAAUAGUUUAAAUGAUUUCAAGAAAGAAAAACAGAUAUUUGAUAUUAAGAUAUUUAAUAUCAAGUAUCAUUAGAUAUUUGAUAACACCUAAUGAUAUUUGACAUUAAAUAAAUGUACAUAGUGUAAUAUAUCUUUUUUACAAUGUCGGACAUGUAACGUGAUCUCGAAUAAAUUAUUUUCUUUAGAAUUUUUUUAAAAAGAGCAAAUGCAAUAGUUAUACUCGUAAUAGCGUUGCAAUUCUUCUUUUUUCUUAUUUAAAUAUUAAAAGAAGAUAACUCAAGGAACGAAAGUUUAUUUGCAUUAGUAGCUAUCGAAAAUUUGCUCUUGCUCCGCGCGACAUGACGCCAAGUUACCAAGUGUUAUAAUACAUAGCGUAUUUUCGGAAUAGGAUGCUUUCGGCAUGAAACCGCUUGGCACCUUAAUAGUGGCUUAGAGCUAACGUGACUAAAUAAAAUUUUUUAUCAUGUAUGUACAAUAACUUUUAUUAUCAUUCCAAACAAUUAUAUUCAUCAUAUCAGAGUUUAUUUGUAUAGUUUGAAGAGAAUUUAAGCAAAUUUUUAUUCUAGUUUUUUCAACCGAUUGUGAGUGAUAUAUUGUGCUUUUCUUUUACAAAUUAUUUUUUAUUACUAUUUAUAUGAGAAUUAUAAUAUUUUUAUUUAAGUUUUUACAUGACAAAACACUCUCUAUGUGCGAGAAAUGUGUGAUCAGUGAGAAUCCAAUUUGUUACAUUUAUAUUGGAACAAGCGUGUUAAGCGUGGCAAGCGGUAUCAGAGCACUCGAUCGUCAACUCGAUCGUCUGAUCUGGUUCGAUGAAUUGAUUCGAUUAUGCCGUAUCGGGAGAUCCAGGAAAGCCCGGCCACGUUGUAGCCAGGCAAGCCCAUAUAUUCCGCCGCGGUGAAUUCUUGUGCUGUGUUGUAAACUUAGAUUCGACAUAAUUAUUUAGUGUAUAUCUUGUAUACACCAUAAUUAACGAAUAUACGUAAUAAACGAUAUUAAUAACCGCGUGGUAAUUAAUGAACAGCGAUCGAAAAUGCCUAUAGAGGUGGUCAAUCUUCUAACUCGCUGCAGAAUUCGGCUCCUUACCAUCUCUUCACUAAAAAAAAAAGAGAGAAGAUGGGAUAAAGAGACGAAGAGAGUGACAUAUAAAACGUGUAAUCGAUAUACGUAACGUAUGGUCCAGCUCGCGCUCGUGCGUCGAUCGAGCAAUGUGUGACCAGCCUUUCCUUCUCGAGAAAUUUAUUUAUGUAAAACUCUUUGUCCUUGAGGAGCAACGAACUAUGAGAAGCGGAAAAUCCGCGGCGCUCGCUCGCUAUCGCGCGUUUUGCAAAUUCUCGUGUUACCUAGCCAUUCAUGCUUUCAUCAAAGGAUUCACCGUUUACAUUCUCGUUCCGUUAUUCGGUUUUUAUCUAAUUUGGAUAUAUAGAAAUUAUUAUUAAAAAAAUUUUUUUUAUCACAAGUUGUACCAAGAUUUGCGGUCUUUUUUGCCCUCUGAAGUACGACAACUAUAUAGUUGUACUAUUGAUGAAUGAUUUUUGUAGACGUAUUACAUGUAACUUUACACGAUAUUACAUGGAUUUUUACAUAUUUUACUACGAGAAUAUUGCACGUAGUUCUAAUUAUAUUAAUCAAAUAACAGUAUUUUAAUGGUAGAGAAGAGUGUGCGGUACGCAAAGCACACGGCUCUCUACCAUUUGGUAAGGAAGAAUUUCUUAUCGUUUGACUAAGAUUUCAAUUGUUCUAUAUUAUGACCAAAAGAAAAUUUCAUGUAUCCAACUUUUAGAGACCGAACUAAUAAUUUUCUUUUCAAAUUGCUAAAGAGAGAAUGAUAAUAAACUAUGAGAUGAGAUUCUUACGAUUUGCUAUGCGGAUUAUUUUAAUAUCUUUCGAAAUUGUAAUAUAUUUAUAAUUAAAUUUUUUCAAUUGUAAUGUGCAUACAAGAAAUAAAAUUUAAUAAAAAUUAAAAUUCGAGAUACAGUACCGAUCUAUCAAAAAUAUCUAUCGAAGAUUAUUUGCAAACAUCAUUCGAUUGUAAUAUGUACAAAAGUUGAAUAGUGCAAUAAAAUGUGUUUAAAUAAAAAGUACGUUUAAACGAAAGAUAUGAUGGACUUCGGUGCUGUAAAAGUCAUUUGUGGUGAGCGAUCGCCGUGAAUACGUACGCAAUUAAAGAAAAAUGAACUUUUGUAUCUAUUGGAUAGCGAACCUAUUACUUAUAGAUUAAAAAUAUAUACGUAUAUUAUAUAUAACGCGAGAAGGGAAAAAUUCAUAGUAUUAACUGGGAGGAAUAAAAUGCAAAAUAUAUAUUUUAUCUUUACUCGUAUAUAUGCGCAUUAAAUUACAAGAUAUACGUAAAUUAAAUCACGUACCGUGAGUGUAUGCAAAAGUAGAACGUAAAACUGAACAUAAAUGCAACCGUGUGUACGUACGAAGUAUGUCACUAAGAUAGUCCGUAUUCGAUAAGAGUAACAUCUAAAAUCUAAUUCGUAAAAAAAAAAUAAAGAAAUAGCGUUAAGUAAACGGGUAUGUGUCAGUCGCAAUGAGUGGAGGUGGCAGUCGUGAAUUUUUAAUUGGAUUUUCGUCUAAAUAAAGAACGGUAUCCGCCAUUAAGCGUACACCACGGGAGAAACGCGCAAUGAAAAUUUUAUUUAUUAUUGUCCACGAUAAGCGAGAGAGCGGCGGCAUUUGCAAAAAGAAAAAAAAAUUGUACAUAAGUCCGAUCUUUCUAUCUAGGCUAUCCGCAAAAAAAGAAACGCUAUCAGAUAAGUAGAACAAAGAGAAACGAAGAAAUAUAAGGAGAAGUAAUGUUUGUCAAUGAACGAAUAACUUUCACAGACAGUAAUAUUGUUUAGUCCGGUAAUAUUUAUUGAUACAUGUUAUAUAUACCGCAAAAUGGAUCUUUCUGUUUGUUUAAUUGAUUAUACAAUAAAUAUUUUUUAUAAUGUA
This is a messenger RNA of Solenopsis invicta (red fire ant), 8927 nucleotides long. It is a transcript of the gene Antp, whose product is annotated as homeotic protein antennapedia. The record is from RefSeq and is a predicted model, not a curated record. Lineage: Eukaryota; Metazoa; Arthropoda; Insecta; Hymenoptera; Formicidae. Gene Ontology annotation, cellular component: nucleus. The coding region runs from base 3187 to 4248 and encodes 353 amino acids. Gene Ontology annotation, biological process: anterior/posterior pattern specification; negative regulation of transcription by RNA polymerase II. The transcript is spliced from 3 exons. Gene Ontology annotation, molecular function: DNA-binding transcription factor activity, RNA polymerase II-specific; RNA polymerase II cis-regulatory region sequence-specific DNA binding.